This is a messenger RNA of Cephus cinctus (wheat stem sawfly), 6625 nucleotides long. It is a transcript of the gene Asap, whose product is annotated as arfGAP with SH3 domain, ANK repeat and PH domain-containing protein. The transcript has 17 exons. Gene Ontology annotation, biological process: positive regulation of GTPase activity. Gene Ontology annotation, cellular component: cytoplasm. Lineage: Eukaryota; Metazoa; Arthropoda; Insecta; Hymenoptera; Cephidae. Bases 616 to 3720 code for a protein of 1034 amino acids. Gene Ontology annotation, molecular function: protein binding; GTPase activator activity. The record is from RefSeq and is a predicted model, not a curated record.
CUCCGUAGUCUCGUUAGUAUAAGCAAGGACGGACGCGUGCCUGCAACGCCGCCAGCAACUCUGAAUAGAGUGUGGAGUCUUUGGCACCGACCGAGUUCACUCGAGUAAAGGAAAACAAUCAUAAUAAGCGGGAGAGGAACCGUCGUGCAAGUGUGUGUGUUGCUCCGGGGUUCGGAGAGAGAAUGUUUCCUCGCGGAAGGAAGCUUGGAAGGAAGAUGUCACGAAAAUAACCGAGUCAGAGAAAGAGUGAGAGUGUCUCGUAGGAGAGGUAGGCAAGGCUAGGACGUCGUGUGGUUUUAACACAACGCAACGGGAGUAGUUCAGACAGGAAACUUCGAACGGAGCGAAGUUUAUCGAGAAAUACUAAGAGAGAGAGAGAAGGGUAGAGGAGAAGAAAGGAAGAGAGAGUGAGAGAGAGAAAUAUCAAGCUCAAGAAAAGCAAAGAGAGAAUCGAAUAGUUGUCCGUCCUGAGCUGUGGCGUUGAGGUGACAGUUCUUCGCGGUGGAAUUUAUGGUGGUUUUCGAGCGAGUGUAGGCUCCGUGGUGCGUGGAGUGAAGUGGAGUCAAGGUGAAUUAACGUCUAGGAUAAAAUCGAGUCCAAAUCAGCUGAUUAAAAAUGCCGGGUUUAAUAGCAGUGAGUGAAUUCGUCGAAGAGACUAGGGAGGAUUACAACUCCCCGACGACGUCCACCUUCGUGUCACGAAUGCCCCAGUGCAGACAGACCAUCACAGCAUUGGAGGAGACGCUGGACUUUGACAGAGAUGGGCUGACUAAAUUGAAGAAGGCCAUAAAGGCCAUCCACAAUUCCGGAAACGCUCACGUGGACAACGAGGUGUACCUGGGCAGAGCGUUGGAGAGGCUCGGCGAUGCGGCACUCAAGGAACAGGAACCGGAUAUCGGUGCUGCUUUCCUUAAGUUUGCUGUGGUCACCAAGGAGCUUAGCGCCCUUAUGAAAACACUGAUGCAGAACAUAAAUAACAUAGUGAUGUUCCCGCUGGAUUCGGUGCUUAAGGGCGACUUGAGGGGUGUCAAAGGUGAUCUUAAGCGACCCUUUGAGAAAGCCUGGAAGGACUACGAGGCGAAAUACGCAAAAAUCGAGAAGGAAAAGAAGCAGCACGCUAAGGAGGCUGGCCUCAUCCGCACGGAAGUGACACCUGCCGAAAUAGCCGAUGAAAUGGAAAAGGAGAGAAGGUUGUUUCAGCUGCAAAUGUGCGAGUACCUCAUAAAAGUCAAUGAAAUUAAAACGAAGAAAGGCAUCGAGCUGCUACAGCAUCUAGUCGAGUAUUAUCACGCGCAGACCAAUUACUUUCAAGAUGGUCUCAAGACAAUCGAACACUUUGGAUCUUACGUGGCUGACCUUAGCAUCAAGCUGCAGAAGAUUCGGCAAACCCAGGACGAAGAGAGGAGACGACUCACCGAGCUUAGAAGCCUUCUGAGAAGUUCGGGAUGCGAUAAGGAACUAAAUGCAAAUGCGAGUGCAGGUUAUUCUUUGCAUCAACUUCAAGGGGAUAAGCAACACGGUGUGACGCGUUCAGGUCAUCUCUUGAAAAAAAGCGAAGGAAAAAUGCGGAGGGUCUGGCAGAAGAGAAGGUGCGCGGUUCAGGCAGAGGGAUAUCUGGACAUCUGUCACGCGGAUGAGAACAAACCGCCAACCAGGGUCAAUCUAUUAACGUGCCAAAUAAAGCUGGUACCCGAUGACAAGAGGGGUUUCGAUCUUAUAAGCUACAAUCGAACGUACCACUUUCAAGCGGAAGACGAAGCAGAUCAAAGGGCCUGGAUGUCCGUUUUAGUUAAUUGUAAGGAAAGAGCUUUGCUCAGGGCAUUUGAUGCUAGUGGCAAGGCUGAAGCGGGCCAAGGAAAUCCAAGUUUGGUGGAAUUACAGCAAGCUGUAAUACGUUGCGUUAUGCGACUACCUGGCAACGAUCAGUGUUGCGACUGUUCCUCCCAGAAUGAUGCUACGUGGUUGUCCACGAAUUUCGGUAUAAUAGUCUGCAUAGAGUGCAGCGGUAUACACAGGGAUCUUGGUGUCCAUAUAUCUAGAAUACAGUCAUUGACAUUAGACAACGUAGGAACCGCCCAGUUAUUACUCGCCCGAUAUAUGACCAAUCAAGCAUUCAAUGAAGUGAUGGAGGCGACGUUACAUCACAAUUUGAAACCAUCGCCGACGUCCACCAUGGAGGAGAGAUACGAAUUCAUAAGAGCGAAAUACGUCGACAAGAGGUACGUCAUGAACACCUGUGCCGAUGAACGGGAUCUCCUCUCCGAUUUGGAGCACGCUGUCAACAAUAGAGAUCUCCAACAGCUGCUGCAAGUUUAUGCGGAGAACGUGGACUUGGCAGCUCCACUCCCAACUUCGGAUAUUGGAGAAACUGCAUUGCAUCUGGCUGUUCUACGUGAAAUGGGUAGUAGUCUUCACAUUGUCGACUUCCUAGUGCAAAAUAUGCCAACCGGGAGUAUCGAUAGAACUACUAUAGACGGUGAAAGUGCAUUACAUCUCUCUGCGAGACAUGACAGGGCAGAAGCUAUGAAGUUACUCCUAAGAGCUGGUGCGGAUCCAACACUUCGCAAUAAGCAAGACAAGACACCAUUAGAUAUUGCUCAGGAUAUGGGGCACCACACGUGUAAAGAAUUGCUCAGUCAUGCUCUCCAGAGACAGAAAACACUCUUCGAUAAUGUCAAUAUCGAUUGGAAUUUAUCUCAUGACGAAGGCUCCACAGACUUUUCAGAUGAUGAAACCAUCAUAGAAGAUAGAAAUGGGUGUUUAACACCUGAGAAAAAAUCACGAAGCAGACCGCCAUCCUAUGCUGGCGGAGGUGGUACCGGACCUGGCGAUUCGCCUGUAACUUUACGAAGUCGAAGUAGCACAUGUGACAGUUUACAAAGUGGUUCCUCACCAGGAUCAUCUUCGAAUAGACAACAGAUGCCACCACCAGCUUUGCCACAGGCCAGAAAGCCUGUUGUCGUUCCAGCAUCAAUAGCACCAGACGUUUCUAUGAAUAUUCACGGUUCGUUGAAGAAAAGGAUUGCUCCUCCACCACCACCGGGAACUGGUGGCAGUAUAAUGCCGUCCUCUCAUUAUGGAACGUUACCAUCCUCAGCAUCCUUAGCAGCGUCGUCCCAUAGUCGAACAACCAGUGAACCCAUUCUGGCAGGUCACACCUUACAUACUUUACCACACUCGAUAAACACCUUAAACAAUCAGCACCACAAGAGAUCGCCUAGUGGAGACUCAUCGACGGGACACGGCAUGGACAAAUCGAACAGUUCAACGCUACAGAGACCGCGAAAUCCGCCUCCACCCGCACCGUCUGGUAUCAAUUCAUCAAGGCUCAGUAACGGUCGCAGUAGUGAAUCUCUGAGUUCCAUGUGUUCCGAUCAUGGCUUGGGUAACCCAGUGCCACCACCAAGAAAGCGAAGGGACCGGUCCAGGCUAGAGAGCUACGCCGAGGAGCCUUCAUCUUUGCUCCCAAACCUCAAUCUGCCGUAUCUGUUUUAUUCCCUUCAGCCAACGUCCUCCAAUCUAAACGGAUUAAGACGCUGUCGUGCGCUCUACGACUGCGAGGCUGACAACGAGGACGAGUUGUCAUUCCGAGAAGGCGAAGUGAUAAUAGUGACCAACGAGCAGACCGACGAUGACAAUUGGAUGGAAGGGGCCCUGGAACGUGCACCAGAGAGACGAGGAAUGUUCCCGAUAAGUUUCGUGCAUAUGCUGCAGGACUAACAUUCGCUGAGCCUCAACUCACUGACAAGCGUUUCCAGUACUGCCAACUCGGUUAACGUCUCCAGUCUCGGUAGGAGAGUCUGGUCAAGGCGUUCCAAAAAUUGAAUCCAGAUCAUAGGUCGCUCAGGGACCUUAUAACGGAGGAUGCACUUUGACGUAUAGAUAUCGCAGAAUCGUUUCUUGGAAGAUACUGCAGCAUUAUACUCCAUUUAGCUGAUGUUGAUUACCGAAAGAACCGGUAGGCAUCAGGCAGAGCAGACGAAACGAAUCCUGAUGGAUCAGAAUGUCUCUUGGAUGACAGGAUUAUUCAAUGUGUGACAAUCUUUUUUUGAAUGGAGAGGGGAGGAGGAGGGGUGGCGAAACAUAUACGUAUGGAGAAUUCAUGGGAUGAGAAGAUUGUUUUAAAAUGGUCAAAUAUCUGACAGCGGUUCCUCUGCAUAAUACGUAAAAUACCGACUGGAUAUGCGGUUUAUAAGCGAUUUAUAAAUUGUCUCAAGUCCUGAAUCGUCAAGUCAUGGGAAACUUGAGAUCAUGCGAUAUUUACCCGGGUCAAAGUUCACUAUCGAUACAUUAGAAAUUUUCAUUAUCUAUUGGAUCAUCGAUACGGGGACGAAUGUAUAUUCUAAUUAUAAACCGAAGUUAAAAUGUGAUAUUGAAUAUUUCACUGCAACUUAUUAGUAUUAUGAGAAUGAACUUAUUCACUAAUUUUAGUAUAGCGAGAAACGGUACUUGUAUCUAUACGCGGUCAAGUCUAUGAGACUUAAGUCUCGGCCACAUGCUCUCAUAUAAUUAAUCGUGAAUCACAAUUUAAGCCCAAGUAUCGUACGCGGAUUAUGAUUUACAUUUAUUUGGAGUCAUGGAAAAACCUUAAUUUAUAAAAUACUCAGCGAUUAUUUCAAAUUGAAAAUGCGCAUUUAAAAGUAAAUAGCCACGAGAACACGAUGAGUAUGAAGCGAGUAUACUUGUGGAAGGUAUUGAAAAUUGGCAGUACCGGGAUAAUCCUGAUAGUCGGACAGUCGACACGCGAUGAGUAUUAUUAGGAUAUUUAUGAGAAAAAGGAAGAGUAAAAAAGGAAGAAAUUACUUUAAAGUCUUUGAAGGAGUCUGUACGUCUUUUCUAAUGCCAUACUAUCUUAGAGUAUAUUAUAGUGUGGAGGGAGGGGAUAUACGACUAUCGAGAAAAUUAUAAGUCACUAGGUAAUGUUACUCCGAAUUCUAUAAUGUAUGUGUAUUAAUGUAUCUAUUCUAAGAAAGAGUGAGACGGGUUAUUCGAGAUUCUCGUAUCUUUCAGUAUGAAUCGUCAGACCAAAGAAUUAAAAAACAACGUGAAACAAACGAACGAACAAAUGAGUAUUGCAAAUAUAUAUUGGUAAAUGCAAAGAAAUAAUUAUGUAUUUGUUUCUCAGACAAUUUUUUCUUUUACGUAUCGUUUCCUGCAUUAUUUUUUUAUUACAUAAACUCGUGCACCUGAUCGAUUCUCAAUAGAAUCAAAGACGCAAGUCUGAACCGAGCCGAUACGAAAUUCAAAAUUGUCUUAGGAUCUGUCAAAUUUUCCAUUAUUUUUUUGUCCUGCCGUACAGAAUUGAAACGUCCCGGAUAAUAUUAUCGUCCGUGAACGUUCGACUGCUGACCGACAAAAGAUGUGACUAAAAUUGUAUAGGGGUAAGAAAAUUGAAAAAACAAAAAGGAAGGAAAAUAAAUGUAAACGCAAUGUACAUAGGAGAAGAAUAUUAGAGCGUUUAUAGCUGUGACACUAUUUCUUAAUGCGUAGAGUUAAUUAAUAAUGACACUUCCUAAUAUCGAUUAAGCAGCAGAGGGUUGCGAUCGAUGAUAGCCGACUGUAAUUGUAAAUAAUGUUCUAUCGUUCGAAUAGUCGAUCUAUUCGCUUCAUCAUUUCCUCUCUUUCUUUAUUUAUGCUCCUUAAAUAAAAAUUGAUCCCCCUUCGGUUUUAUUCAAUUGAAUUUUUCUCUGGUGUCAACGUAACACGUAUAUUUAAGAUAUCCUUUCCCAUCCAUAUCUUUAAUUCUUUUGUUUUAGUUCAGCGAUUGACUAAGUACUCUUCAGAUAACUAGAAACAAUUUGGUCACUCAGUUCUCGUGCAAAUUAAAGAAAGGAAAAAGAAGCCACAUUCAUCAUGACCACCCUCUACUGUGUGUGUAUCGAAUACGCGAUAAUCAACAUGUAUAAACGAUUCAGGCAGAAUGAUAAUGGAAGAUUGUAACGUAGCGUCGAUGUGUAAAUAGAGAUCGAUGUUUAUAUAAUUAUGAAUAAUAAGAUAAGCUAGGAUAAUGCGUAAUGUGAAAUUAAGAGCGUGUCGAUAUUAUCUGUUACAAAGUGUAAACACUCUAUCCAUCGCAUUUGAGCGCAUACUUUUAGGCAUUAGAUAGACUAAGUAUUUAUUACUAUUCUAUUCUAGCUAAAAAUAUACCAGCUAGACAGUCAGAUUAAUGGAGCGCAAAACAUGUUUGAAAUAUUUCACGAAAUUAUUGGCUAUAGUCGUUAACAUUACACUAAAGGGAAAUACAGCCACGUAACGUUGAUCUCUAGUUGUGAAUAUUUAAGAUUUCCGAAUCUGAUCUGCUUCCUUAGAGUGUGUUUUACCAUUUUCAAUGGAAUAUUUCAAAGAUAUUCAGUCCCUACUUUAAAGAAAGAUAUAUUAAUAUAUUCAAUCUUUGUAUGUACCUAGUGUUCUAUUAUUAUACAUCCGAAUGCUUAAUAUAAUUCGAAAAAAACCACACAUUAGCCUAGAAUAAGAACGGCAUAAUAGAAUUUAAGCAUUUGUAUUGCAUGGACAUGAUACCAAUAUUUAACGUAACCAUCACCGUUAAAAUUGUGCACAAAGUCUUUUAAAAAGGAAAGUGACUCGAAAACAAGGUAAAAAUAAAUGCUAUUUAGAGAGCUCUAUA